Molecule: messenger RNA, 3236 nt
Organism: Nezara viridula (southern green stink bug)
Lineage: Eukaryota; Metazoa; Arthropoda; Insecta; Hemiptera; Pentatomidae
Source: the annotation of a GenBank genome assembly
GUUUUUAAUUAAUUAACCUUCCGCAGUGUGAAAUAAACGUCUUGAGUUUUGGAUUAUAUUGAAUGAUCAACAGUAGUUUUUAUAGUCCAAAAUAAAUAUGGGCAUGUCAGUUAGAUCGCAUACUUCGAUAAUUAUUAGAAGAGUACUUUUUCUUUUCAUAGUUGAAAUUUCAUUGCUGUUUCAAACCUUUUUAAAUUGCGAAGAAGAGGCGAUGUUUACUAAAAAAAAAUUAUUUUUUUUUAAAAAGGUAUAAUUUUGAAAGAGUUUAACUUUCGGAUAAUUGUCAAGAAUGAAGGCCUGAAGGAGGAAAUAACAGCUAAGGAUUCCUCCAAUUCUUCACCAGGACGUUGUAUCUUUUAAACGGUGGUAAUGGCUUACUGUGACCUGUGAACUAAGUGGGGGAGGAUCAAUACUCUGCCAUUUCAUUCAUUCCACUGGGAUCUUGACAUAUGGCUACCAGCAUGGACUGAAGAUUAUACAUUAUAAGAAUAUUGUAAAUUUUGCUAGUCAUCAAAAUAAAACAGGUUUGAAAUGGGUCUAGUAUUUCUCUUCAUUUUGCUUCCUAUAUUUGCAAAAGCAUUUGAUUGGAAGCAUCACAACAAUAAAGAAUUGCCAGAAAUCUUAAACGAGGUGCACGCAAAAUGUCCCGAAAUUACAAGAGUUUAUACUUUACCAUUAAAAUCAGUAUUGGGUGUACCUCUAUACGCCAUAGAGUUUUCAACCACACCUGGUAAACAUAGGAUAUUGGUGCCUGAGUUUAAAUACAUAGCGAAUAUGCACGGGAAUGAAGUUUUGGGAAGAGAAUUAAUGUUAAAACUUGCUGAUUAUCUUUGUGAUAAAUAUAAUGAAGGAGAUGAAAAUAUUAAAAAACUCAUCUCCAUCACCAGGAUUCAUAUACUGCCUUCAAUGAACCCUGAUGGAUGGCAGCGUGCGACAGAGACAGGUGGAAAAGAUUACUUAAUUGGAAGAAACAAUAACAACAGUGUUGAUUUGAACAGAAAUUUUCCAAAUCUCAACAGGAUAAUGUUUAGCAAUGAAGAAUCACAUAUUGCUCAUAACAAUCACCUCUUGUCAAUGGUAGACAGACUCACACAGCCGAUCCAACCCGAAACUAAGGCAGUGAUCAUGUGGAUUAUGGCUAUUCCAUUUGUUCUCUCGGCAAAUUUUCAUGGAGGGGACUUGGUGGCUAACUAUCCGUAUGAUGAAAGUCGUUCUGGGGCCAUGACAGAAUAUACACAGAGUCCAGAUGACCACACGUUUAGACAUUUGGCUCAAGUAUAUUCCACUAAUCAUGUAGACAUGUCAGAUCCUAAUCGGAAAGGUUGCGGUUAUGACGGAUAUAAUUUUGGAAAACAGGGCGGAAUUACAAAUGGUGCGGCUUGGUAUAGUGUUGAUGGAGGAAUGCAAGAUUUUAAUUACCUAUCUUCGAAUGAUUUUGAAAUAACUGUAGAAUUGGGAUGUAAGAAAUAUCCAGAAGCUGAAUCAUUACCAGAGGAAUGGAACAGAAAUAAAGAUGCUCUGUUGAACUACAUUUGGGAGGCACAUAUUGGUGUAAAAGGUGUUGUUACUAAUGGAAUUUCUGGAGAGCCUCUUUCUAACACCAUUAUUCAUGUAAAAAACAUAACCGACAGCAAUCCGGUAGAUAUCAUGCAUGAUGUAACUUCAGUUCAUGGUGGUGAUUAUUUCCGUCUACUAACACCAGGACAGUAUGAAGUAACAGCCUUCCAAAGUGGAUUUCUUCCAGAAACAAAAGUUGUGAAUGUCGAAAACAGACCUUUCCAAGAAGCUAAAAGGAUUGAUUUCAAGCUUUUACCGAACCCUAUGUAUGAAAACCUAGACACAAAAAGUUUUCAAAGUCAAGAUUACAACACGUACCAAGACGAAGAAGAUAAACAUGAAAUGCAAAAUUUAAUCAUUUACAACCGACUAGCUAAUCGACCUGAACCAGUUUUAUCGCCCUCCUCUUAUUCAUAAUGUGAUACUUGUAAGUCUGUAAAAGAAAAAAAAAUAGUGGAAAUAUAAACCCAUUAAUGUCAGCAGUUUCAAAAAUGACAUAAAAGCAAAAAUAAUAGAUAUUUAUUAAAACUCUUAUUUCUUAGGCAGGCCAUAAAUUCUCUUGACUAUGACUAGUUUUAUCCAAGAAUAUCAACUUACAUAUUUUAAAUCUUUUUAAAUUUAUUUUAAGAUAUGAUCUCAUACACAAAAUUUAACUGACUUCAUCAUUUUGAAUUUUUAUCGAGUAUAGUGGAAUCUCUAUUAUCAGGAUUAAAUUAACGGACAAUCCAAUAGUCCACAUUGAGAUUCUUCACAUCUCAUUUCUUUUUUUUAAGGUAAAAAAAAAUUAACGAUUAGGUUACAUUUUGCCUUAAAAAAACUUCAGAAGCUCAGUCUAAAAAUUGGCUUCAUUCAUAUAACCAUCAAAAUAAGAUUGAACGUUAUUAUGAUUUCUUCCAAUAAACAUAAAAAUAGCAGAUCUUCAUUGAUCAUCAAUCUUAUAAUAGAUGAAUGACAUAAAUAACAAAGAUUCAUUUAUAACGUUAGAAAUUAAUAAGAGGAGCAUUAGAAGCAACAAAAUUUCACUAAAUUAUUUUAAGCUGAUGAAUGUUGAUAAUGCAACAAUAAUCACUGUAUAGCAAAUGAGGGCAGAUAUAAGAAAGAAAAAAAAGGCUAAUUAUUCGUUUAAAUAAAUACAUAUGUAUGGUGUGAUUGAUAUGAUAUGAUAAUGUUUUUAGUACAUUUAUGCUUAAUCAACUUAUUGAACAAAAUAAUAUCUAGGAUCAUCUAGGAUUUUUAAUGUCCGAUGACCCAUCCUCCCAGUUUGUUGACGGAUAAUGGAGGUUCCAUUGUAAAUUUAACAAUUGUUUUAACAUGAUAGAUAAAUAAAAAUCUGUUUCUACCAUCAAGAUUUCUGUUAUGAUAGAAAAAUUAACAAAAUGAUAGUUGGAAAACAGUAUACUUAGGUUGAAUCUUUGCAUUAAGAAAAGAAUAUUAUGUGUAACCACAAAAAGAAAAGGUUUAUUUUUACAUAAUUAUAUUUUUAUUUUAUUUUUCAUUGAUAAUGAAAGCUAUCUCAAAUAAUCAUUAAAGAGAUAUUUAAAAUUAUUUUUUUACACUUAAAAAACAAUAAAGCUUAAAUGAACAAUAUAGAGAAAACCAGGGUUUGAAAUUGAUAAUUAAAAAAAUCAAAAUCAAAUGAUUUUUAUUUUUGAUCAAGAGUGAUAAAUAUUAUAUCCUGA